CGUGGCUUCAUGAAAGAAGGUUUUAUGCUUCAGAAUGGGGCGCUAAUAGAUGAGGGUCCAAUUAGUGCAGAUGAUCCAAAAUCUUAAUGUUUCUAAUUGUCAAAUCGCAGAGCUUGGACUUGGAGGGCCGUUAGUUCAUUCUGAUAAAUACUUUGUUGGGAUAAACAUCCGUUACGCAAAAGGAAGGACUUGGUGCCUACCGUUCAUGUCAAUUCGUGAACGCUUGGAGCAAUUUCGGAUAUUGACUCCAAGAAAUCUGGAAGGAAGCGAUGAUUCUGGAAAUCUGGAAGGAAGCGAUGAUUCUGGGCAAGAAGAAAGAGAUGAAACUAACCUGUAUGGUGCAGGGAGCUCAAGUGGAACAACCGAAACUAGCAGUCAGGGAUAUUCCCCUCCUCCAGGUGCAUCAAUGAUAGUCCCUUCAGGAUUUAUGCGUAGGCAAAAGUGGCUGGACUCCAUGGGCUAUCCCAGGCCACCACCACUUAUGCUCGAACUGAAUGGACGUUUGCUUCAUACAUUUGAAGAUUUUUUCGGUCACUUGCAUGCGUGGAAAAAUUAUCUUUUUAGUCUCUCAUGUUGCACUGAGGGGCCGAAUCCCUGGGUGAGACUUGGUUCAAACAUUGUCCAAGCUAUAUCCCGACGUGUUGUCUCACUUGCUUCAUUCAAUGGUGCCACUAGGUUUUUUGCAUGCACGGGAUUACUUAUAAAGUGUAGGGUUGGCCGACACUAUGGCAGUACCACACCCUCGCGCACAGUCAUUAAUUCUGACUUCUGCCAGUUUGGUUAGAACUUGUGAAGCCACCGAUAAAAUUGAUGAGAAAUUGAGGAUUGAGGUGUUUCUCCCACCAAAUCAACGUGUCAGCGGGACAUUAGUAGCGUACAACUCUUGUUAUAAUCUAGCUGUUGUUCGUCCUGAAUGUUUACGCGUUGUUUGCCCAGAAGAUAUUCUCCUCGUGGACACCCCAGACCAAAUCAGGGACAGGCAAUUCAGAAGAAUGUCUCGUGAGGAGCUUGAGCUUAAAAAGAAGGUUGUAGCUGUAGGUCGGGAGCCUGAAGAAGGAUUAUUAUGUGCCUCUUUCGGGGUAGUAACUAAAGAACUUAUAACUAGUGGAUGCAAAGAACUUAGGAUGUCCACUUGCAAAAUAAAGAAGGUACACCGCUCAUUUCUCUUGCCCUUUUUUAUUCACGAUAUGAACUAUAAAUAAUUGCAUCACAUCUAUUUGAGUUGCCACUUUGUUAACCUAUAUGCACAUUCACUAAACUCCCAUAUCAAUUUGGAUGAUGGGUGUUUUGUUGGCAUGAACUUCUAUGAUGGAAGAAAUCACGGUACUCUUUUCCUGCCAAAGAAGUAUAUUAUAAAAGUUCUACUCAAGUUGGAGCUCCCCCAAUCACCAAGAGAUGACCAUGCCGUGCUGAGAUUAGAUUCCCCAGAUGAUGGGACGAACUACAGUAACAGAUGGCCGGUACCAAAAUCAAGAUGAUCUUGGUCUUAGAUUCUACUUCAUGCAGAAGGAAGCGUCUGAUUCUUAAUUCAAGUUAAGAGAUAGGCAGCAACUCUUGUAGACCUUUCUCAUGGGACCUGUGAGAAUUAUAAAUUCAACUUAGAUAAUGUUUACUAAAAAAUUAGAGUUUAAAAGCAUUCUUGAAAGUAGUAUGCAUGUGUAAAAAACAGUUUAAAAGCAUUACGUACACGGUCUAGAUAUGAUGAGGUACUUAAAAAUUGUUAAGGUACAUGAUGUACUGCUAUGAGCUCAUGUACACGGUCUAGAUAUGAUGAGGUACUUAAAAAUUGUUAAAGUACAUGCGAUGUUCCAUCAUUGUAUCUUGGGUGCAUGAUGAGGUACUAAAUUUUGAUUAA
Messenger RNA from Brachypodium distachyon (stiff brome), 1855 nucleotides. RefSeq lists its product as uncharacterized. The transcript is spliced from 10 exons. Bases 50 to 784 code for a protein of 244 amino acids. The record is from RefSeq and is a predicted model, not a curated record. Lineage: Eukaryota; Viridiplantae; Streptophyta; Magnoliopsida; Poales; Poaceae.